Molecule: messenger RNA, 1027 nt
Organism: Phragmites australis (common reed)
Lineage: Eukaryota; Viridiplantae; Streptophyta; Magnoliopsida; Poales; Poaceae
Product: myb-related protein Zm38-like
Exons: 3
Coding region: 1-918 (305 amino acids)
Source: RefSeq, a predicted model, not a curated record
AUGGGCCGGCUGCCGUGCUGCGACAAGGCGAACGUGAAGAAGGGGCCGUGGACGCCGGAGGAGGACGCCAAGCUGCUGGCCUUCACCUCCACCCAUGGCACCGGCAGCUGGACCACCGUCCCUCAGAGGGCAGGGCUGAAGAGGUGCGGCAAGAGCUGCAGGCUGAGGUACACCAACUACCUGCGGCCGAACCUGAAGCACGAGAACUUCACCCAGGAGGAGGAGGAGCUCAUCGUCACCCUCCAUGCCAUGCUUGGAAGCAGGUGGUCUCUGAUCGCGAACCAGCUGCCGGGGCGGACGGACAACGACGUGAAGAACUACUGGAACACGAAGCUGAGCAAGAAGCUGCGGCAGAGCGGCAUCGACCCCAUCACCCACCGCCCCAUCGCCGACCUCAUGAACAGCAUCGGCGCGCUCGCCAUCCGCCCGCCCCCGCCCCCCAACGCCACCUCCUGCCUCCCCGCGCCGGCGCUCCCGCUCCUCCACGACGCCCCGUACCACGCCGCGCCCGGCAUGCGGCAACAACAGCAGGUCGUCGUCGCGCGCAUCGACGCGGACGCGCGCGCGUCGCCGGACCACGGCCAGCAGCUCAAGUGGAGUGACUUCCUCGCCAACGACGACGCCGCCGCGGCCGAGGCGCAGCAGGUUCUUGCUGGCCAGUACCACCACCACGGGGCCGUGGCGGCCACCGGCGGAGGCGGCGCGCAGGCUGCUGGAAGCAGUAGUACUGGUGGCGGUGGUGGGCGCGCGUGCGGUGGUGGUGUCGGUGGCGGCGACGACGGCGCGGCGGCGUUCAUCGACGCGAUCCUGGAGUGCGACAAGGAGACUGGGGUGGACCAGCUCAUCGCCGAGCUGCUCGCCGAGCCGUCCUACUACGCCGGCUCCUCCUCCUCGUCGGAGAUGGGCUGGGGCUGUUGAUUAAUUACCAGCUAUAUAAAUGGAGCUGCUUAUUUUUUAGGUUUAAUUACGGGACGCUGUUCGAUUUAAGUAUGAACUUUGGUUAAUUAAUUUUUACGCAUUCACUGAA